Molecule: messenger RNA, 11121 nt
Organism: Colossoma macropomum (tambaqui)
Lineage: Eukaryota; Metazoa; Chordata; Actinopteri; Characiformes; Serrasalmidae
Product: CUB and sushi domain-containing protein 1-like
Source: RefSeq, a predicted model, not a curated record
AGGGGGGGCAAUGCUGCGUGGAAUAACAGCGGACAUGCCUGCCAUGGGGACAUUCAAGCACAUCCUGCUGCUUUUCGCAGGUCUGAUCACCGCAGCGAACGGUCAGCCUUGUGGUGGUGUGGUGCAAGGCCUGAACGGAACCAUAGAAAGCCCUGGCUUCCCCCAUGGUUACCCCAACUAUGCCAACUGCACGUGGAUCAUAGUGACGGGAGAGCGCAACAGGAUACAGCUGUCCUUCCACACCUUCGCGCUGGAGGAGGACUUUGACAUCGUGUCCAUUUAUGAUGGACAGCCACAGCCGGGCAACCUGAAGAUGAGGUUGUCUGGCUUCAUGUUGCCGUCGCCGAUAGUAAGUUCGGGGUCUAUACUAGCACUGUGGUUCACCACAGAUUUUGCUGUGAGUGCCCAAGGAUUUAAAGCAAUCUAUGAAGUGCUGCCCAGUCACACAUGCGGAAAUCCGGGGCUCAUUCCUCGAGGAAUCAUUCAUGGGACGAGGUAUAACAUCGGGGAUAAAAUCCGCUACAGCUGCGUGAUGGGAUAUAUACUGGAGGGUCACGCAGUGCUCACGUGCAUUGUGAGCCCUGGGAGUGGUGCAUCAUGGGACUUCCCAGCACCGUUUUGUAGAGCUGAAGGAGCAUGUGGGGGCACAUUGAGAGGGACAACAGGGACCAUAUCCAGUCCCCACUUUCCCUCAGAGUACGAGAACAACGCGGACUGCACGUGGAGCAUCCUGGCAGAGCCUGGAGACACCAUCGCCUUGGUCUUCACAGACUUCCAGCUGGAGGACAGAUAUGACUUUCUAGAAAUCAGCGGCACAGAAGCCCCUUCAAUAUGGCUCACUGGCAUGAAUCUGCCAUCGCCUGUCAUCAGUAGCAAGAACUGGCUGCGGCUGCACUUCACGUCCGACAGCAACCAUCGACGGAAAGGAUUUAGUGCCCAGUAUCAAGUGAAGAAGGCCAUAGAGCUGAAGUCCAGAGGAGUAAAAAUGCUUCCGAACAAAGACACAAACCACAAAAAUGCUGUCUUGAGUCAAGGGGGGAUGGCGGCGGAUAUUUGUCCAGAUCCAGGGAUUCCAGAGAACGGGAAACGAAUUGGCUCCAGCUUCCAGGUCGGAGCCAGCAUCCAGUUCUCCUGCGAUGACAGCUAUGUGCUGCAGGGAUCAAAGAGCAUCACUUGCCAGAGAGUGACUGAAACCCUGGCUGCCUGGAGUGACCACAGGCCGAUCUGUCGGACAAGAACCUGUGGCUCUAACUUGCGAGGUCCGAAGGGUAUUAUCACGUCUCCGAAUUACCCCGUCCAGUACGAGAACAAUGCCCACUGCGUAUGGGUCAUAACAGCGGUAGAUCCGGAGAAGGUCAUCAAGCUGGCCUUCGAAGAGUUUGAUCUUGAGAGAGCUUAUGACACCCUAACUGUGGGUGAUGGAGGGAAGAUCGGUGACACCAGAAGAGUGCUCUACGUUCUGACAGGCUCCAGUGUGCCUGAUUUGAUUGUGAGUAUGAGCAACCAGAUGUGGCUGCAUCUCCAGUCUGAUGACACCAUCGGCUCUCAAGGCUUCAAGGCCAUAUAUGAAGAGAUCGAUAAAGGAGGGUGUGGAGACCCGGGCAUCCCAGCCUACGGCAAGCGAACGGGAGACAGUUUUUCACACGGCGACGUGCUGACCUUUGAGUGUCAGGCCGCCUUCGAGCUGGUCGGCGAGCGGACGAUUUCGUGCCAGCAGAAUAACCAGUGGUCUGGAAACAAACCCAGCUGCGUUUUUUCCUGCUUCUUCAAUUUCACCGCCCCAUCAGGCAUCAUCCUCUCCCCCAACUACCCGGAGGAGUACGGCAACAACAUGAACUGCGUGUGGCUCAUUAUAGCCGAGCCGGGCAACCGGAUCCAUCUCAUUUUCAGCGACUUUGAGGUAGAGCCCCAGUUUGACUAUCUGAUCGUGAAGGAUGACGGCAUGCCUGAGCCCACCACCUUCGGCACCUUCUCCGGCAAGGACGUGCCCUCUCAGAUCGCCAGCAACGGCAACAUCAUGCGCCUGGAGUUCCAGUCAGAUCACUCCAACACUGGGAAGGGCUUCAAUAUCACCUAUACAACGUUUGGCCAAAACGAAUGUCAUGACCCCGGCAUCCCCAUCAACGGCCAGCGCUUCGGAGAGCACUUCUUACUGGGCAGCUCGGUCCUUUUCACAUGUGAUGAGGGCUUCAUCAAAACCCACGGCUCUGAGUCCAUCACCUGCGUCAUCCAGGACGGCAACGUGGUGUGGAACGCGGCUGUCCCUCGCUGUGAAGCUCCCUGUGGUGGGCAUUUAACGGCUCCAGCAGGAGUGCUGCUGUCCCCUGGCUGGCCUGGCUACUACAAAGACUCCCUCAACUGUGAAUGGGUGAUUGAAGCCAGGAAGGAUCAUGCCAUCAAGAUCUCUUUUGACAGGUUCCAGACCGAGGUUAAUUACGACACGCUGGAGAUCCGUGACGGGCCCUCCAACUCGUCGCCGCUGAUCGGAGAGUACCACGGCACCCAGGCACCUCACUUCCUCAUCAGCACCGGCAAUUACAUGUACCUCCUCUUCACCACCGACAACAGCCGCUCCAGCGAGGGCUUCCAAAUCCGCUAUGAGAGCAUCAUGAUGGAGAGCGACUCGUGCCUGGAUCCGGGGAUUCCCGUGAAUGGGAAAAGGCAUGGGAACAAUUUUGCCAUUGGCUCUAGAGUGACGUUCAGCUGUGAUCAGGGCUACACUCUGAGCGAUGACGAGCCUAUUGUGUGCGAGAGGAACCAUCAGUGGAACCAUGCUCUGCCCAGCUGCGACGCUUUGUGUGGUGGUUAUGUCUACGGAAAAACUGGGACCAUCCUGUCUCCUGGUUUUCCAGAUUUCUAUCCAAACUCAUUGAACUGCACAUGGACCAUAGAAGUUUCUCAUGGGAAAGGGGUGCAGCUGGUCUUCCACACGUUCCACCUGGAGGACUCUCAUGAUUACCUCCUCAUUACUGAAGACGGGAACUUCGCUGAGCCCGUGGCCCGCCUCACGGGCUCCGUGCUGCCGCCCUCUGUCAAGGCCGGCCUGUUUGGCAACUUCAGUGCACAGAUCCGCUUCAUCUCUGACUUCUCAAUGUCUUACGAGGGCUUCAACAUCACCUUCUCAGAGUAUAAUCUGGAGCCAUGUGAAGACCCUGGGGUUCCAGCCUACAGCAGGAGGGUGGGCUUCCAGUUUGGAGUAGGCGACUCGCUGAUGUUCACCUGCUUCUCGGGCUACCGUCUGGAGGGAGAGAGCAAGAUCACCUGCCUGGGAGGAGGCCGGCGCGUGUGGAGCGCAGCCUUGCCCAGGUGUGUGGCUGAGUGUGGUGCCUCCUCCUUGGGGAGUGAGGUACUCCUGUCCCCAAAUUAUCCGAACAACUAUGACAACAACCACGAGUGCAUUUACCGUGUGAGGACUGACAACGGCAAGGGGAUCCAGCUCACAGCCAGCAGCUUCCAGCUCCGAGAAGGAGACUUCCUCUUGGUCUAUGAUGGCCAAGACAGUUCGUCGAGACUGCUGGGCAAUUUCACAAAAAGCGAAAUGUCCAACGUCAUCAUCAAUAGCACCUCCAACCAUCUAUGGAUUGAGUUUAACAGCAAUGGGACAGGAACCAGCAAGGGCUUCAAACUGAUAUACACUAGCUUUGACCUUGUCAAGUGUGAAGAGCCGGGCACCCCUAACUACGGCUACAAGAUCCAGGAUGACGGCCAUUUUGCCAACACAUAUGUGCUGUACAGCUGCAACCCGGGAUACACCCUGCACGGCAGCAGCACACUGACCUGCCUCAGUGGAGACCGUCGGGUUUGGGACAAGCCACUACCAUCCUGCAUUGCGGAGUGUGGAGGCCACAUCAGCGGUGCCACAUCUGGUCGCAUCCUGUCUCCUGGCUACCCGGCCCCCUACGACAACAACCUCCACUGCACCUGGUCCAUCGAGGCUGAUACAGGGAAAACCAUCAGCCUCCACUUCAUCGUCUUCGACACGGAGGUGGACCACGACAUUCUGAAGGUGUGGGACGGCCCGGCGGAGAGCGGGAUCCUGCUGAAGGAGUGGAGUGGUUCCCUCCUGCCCGAGGACACGCACAGCACCUUUAACAUCCUCACACUGCAGUUCGACAGCGACUACUUCAUCAGCAAGUCAGGCUUUUCCAUUCAGUUCUCCACUACAACUGCCUCAACCUGCAACGACCCAGGCAUCCCCCAAAACGGCAGCCGCUAUGGGGACAGCAGAGAGCCGGGAGACACCAUCUCCUUCCAGUGCGACCCAGGCUAUCAGGUCCAGGGAGUGUCAGAGAUCACGUGUGUCCAACUCAACAACCGCUUCUUCUGGCAGCCUGACCCUCCCACCUGCAUAGCUACCUGUGGAGGCAAUGUGACAGGACCUGCUGGGGUAAUUCUAUCACCCAACUAUCCUCAGCCCUACCCGCCAGGAAAGGAGUGUGACUGGCGAAUAAAAGUCAGCCCGGACUUUGUCAUCGCUCUAAUUUUCAAAAGCUUUAACAUGGAGCCCAGCUACGACUUCCUGCACAUCUACGAGGGUGAGGACUCUAAUGGGCGGCUGAUCACCAGCCUGCAGGGCAACCAGGUGCCUGAGCGCAUCGAGAGCAGCGGCCACAGCCUCUUUCUUGCCUUUCGCAGUGACGCCUCCCUCGGCAUGUCUGGAUUUGCCAUUGAGUACAAAGAAAAGCCGAGGGAAGCGUGCUUCGACCCUGGAAACAUCAUGAAUGGAAGCCGGCUGGGAAUGGACUACAAACUUGGAUCCACUGUCACAUACCAGUGCGACUCGGGCUACACCACCUUGGGCCCGGCCACACUCACCUGCAUCAUUGGAGCUGACGGAAAACCUGUGUGGGACAAAGCUCUUCCUACAUGUAAAGCUCCUUGCGGUGGUCAUUACACGGGAUCAGAGGGAGUCGUGCUGUCUCCAAACUAUCCUCACAACUACACUACAGGCCAGACCUGCUCUUACUACAUCACCGUCUCUGGAGAGUUUGUUGUCUUUGGGCAAUUUGCCUAUUUCCAGACAGCCAUGAAUGACUCUGUCGAGUUGUUUGAUGGGCCCAAUCAGAACGCCAGGCUUCUGAGCUCCCUGGCUGGCUCUCAUUCUGGAGAGACCUUGCCCUUGGCCACUUCAAACCAGAUCAUGCUGAGGUUCACCACCAAGAGUGGCCCUUCCGCCAGGGGAUUCCAUUUUGUUUACCAAGCCGUGCCACGCACCAGUGAUACCCAGUGCAGCUCCAUCCCAGAGCCCAGAUACGGCAGGCGAAUCGGCUCGGAGUUCUCCGCUGGCUCCAUUGUCCGCUUUGAGUGCAGCCCAGGAUACCUUCUCCAGGGAUCUAAAGCUAUUAAGUGCCAUGCCGUCCCCAACGCUCUGGCACAAUGGAACGACACCAUCCCCACUUGCAUAGUUCCCUGUAGUGGGAAUCUUACAGAAAGACGAGGCACCAUCCUUUCCCCUGGCUUCCCCGAGCCCUACGGGAACAGCCUGAACUGCGUGUGGAAAAUCGCUGUCACUGAAGGAGCCGGUAUCCAGAUCCAAGUCAUGAGCUUCGCCACAGAGCACAACUGGGACUCCUUAGAGAUAUACGAUGGUGGCGACAUGACUGCGCCGAAGCUAGGCAGCUUUUCAGGUACGACAGCGCCAGCCUUGUUGAACAGCACCUCCAACCAGCUCUACCUUCACUUCCACACCGACAUCAGUGUCGUUGCUGCCGGAUUUCACCUUGAGUACAAAACUGUGGGUCUGACUACCUGCCCGGAGCCUGUAGUGCCGGCCAAUGGCAUUAAGAGCGGUGAUCGGUACAUGGUGAACGAAGUGGUGUCGUUCAGCUGUGAGCCUGGAUAUGUACUGCAGGGUCAUUCUCACAUAACGUGUAUGCCAGGGACUGUAAGACGAUGGAACUAUCCGCCUCCUCUGUGUAUCGCCAAGUGUGGAGGGACCCUUCACGACAUGAGUAAUGUGAUCCUGAGCCCGGGCUUCCCUGGCAACUACCCCGGCAACCUGGACUGCACCUGGAGGAUCCUCCUGCCCAUCGGAUACGGAGCGCACAUCCAGAUCCUCAACUUCACGUUGGAAGACAACCACGACUUUCUGGAGGUCCGUAACGGACCCCAGCACAGCAGCUCCCUGAUUGGUCAGUACAGUGGCAGUCAGCUCCCGCCUCCUCUACUCAGCACUACACAUGAGACGGUCAUCCACUUCUACAGUGACCACUCUCAGAACCGCCAGGGCUUCAGGCUCACUUACCAAGCAUAUCAGUUACAGAAUUGCCAAGAUCCAUAUCCAUUCCACAACGGAUAUAUUGUCAACAAUGACUUCAAUGCAGGCCAAUCCAUAACAUUCGAGUGCUUCCCUGGAUACGUAUUGGUCGGUCAUCCGGUGUUAACAUGCCAGCAUGGAACCAACAGAAAAUGGAACCAUUCAUUUCCUCGCUGUGAAGCGCCCUGCGGCUACAACGUGACGGCUCCAAACGGCACCAUCUUCUCGCCCGCCUACCCCAACGAGUACCCGGACUCGCAGGAUUGCACCUGGCUCAUCACCGUGCCACAUGGCCACGGCGUCUACAUCAACUUCACACUUCUGCAGACUGAGCCCGUCACCGACUACAUCGCAGUGUGGGACGGCCCUGAGCAAAGCUACCCACAGCUUGGAAUCUUCAGCGGCAAUACGGCCCUGGAGUCGGCCUACAGUUCUUCCAAUCAGGUCCUUAUCAAGUUUCACAGCGACUUCUCCACGAGUGGAUUCUUUGUCCUCAAUUUCCACGCUUAUCGUCUCAAGAAAUGCCCCCCUCCCCCCACUGUGGAGGAAUCAGAAAUACUAUUUGAAGAUGAAGACUAUGAAAUAGGUGAUGUUGUGAGAUAUCACUGCUUUCCUGGGUUCACCUUGGUCGGCAACGACGAGCUCACCUGCAAGCUUAACUCCCACCUGCAGUUCGAGGGCCCUCCCCCGGUGUGCGAAGCUCAGUGUCCUGCGAAUGAGGAGCGUUCGAUGUCUUCUGGGGUGAUUCUGAGCCCGGGCUUUCCCAAAAAUUACCCCAACUCCCAGACCUGCUCCUGGAUCAUCAAAGUGCUGCCCUCAUUCACCAUUUCCAUUUACGUGGAGAUAUUCCAGAGCGAGAAGCAGUUUGACGAGCUAGAGAUCUUUGACGGACCAUCUGGCCAGAGCCCCUUGCUGGUGGCACUUAGCGGAAACCACUCGACGCAGUUGAAUUUCACGAGCAAGACCAACCAGCUUUAUCUCAGAUGGUCGACUGACCAUGCCACCAACAAGAGGGGGUUUAAAAUCCGCUACACAGCGGCUUAUUGCAGUGUCAACAGCGCGCCCAAGAACGGUGGGGUGAUUAACAGGACGAGAGAGCGACCCGGCAGCAGGAUCCAGUACUACUGCAACACAGGCUACAGGCUAGUGGGGCAGCGCAAUGCCACCUGCAGACUCCAUCCCAAUGGCCUGUACCAGUGGGACGCCCCAGCACCACUUUGUCAAGCUAUCUCCUGCAGCGUUCCAGAGAAUCUAGCCAACGGCUCCUUCCAUGGCCUGCAGUACACCGUGGGCAGCAAGGUCCAGUACCAGUGUGAUGAGGGCUACCAGGCGGAGAGCGCCGCCCUGCUGUCCGCCAUCUGCCUGGAGGACGGCACCUGGAGCAAUGCGGCCCACCCUCCUCGCUGCUUACCGGUUCAGUGCCCCAACAUUGAGAGCAUGCUCUCGGAACACAUGGUGUGGCGUCUAAUCUCAGGCUCGCUGAACGAGCUGGGGGCGCAGAUAAUGCUAAGCUGCACUCCUGGCUACUACCUGGAGGGCCGGAGGACUAUCAAGUGCUUAGCCAAUGCAACCUGGGGAGGACUGGAGGAGAAGUCAACCUGCAAGAUUAUCUCCUGUGGGGAGCUCCCUUCACCUCCCAAUGGCAAGAAGAUGGGCACCCUGACCACCUUUGGUGCAACAGCCAUUUUCAUGUGCAACACGGGCUACACAUUAGUAGGUUCUCACGUGAGGGAGUGUCAGGCUAAUGGCCUCUGGAGUGGAGUGGACACUAAAUGUCUGGCUGGCCACUGUGACUCGCCCGAUCCCAUUACUAAUGGCCACAUCAGCGGCGAUGGCUCCAGCUACAGAGACACAGUGGUCUAUCAGUGCAACCUGGGAUUUCGCCUCAUCGGAACCUCGGUGCGCAUCUGCCAGCAGGACCACAGGUGGUCGGGGCAAGCACCUGUCUGUGUUCCCAUUACCUGUGGGCACCCUGGAAACCCAGCCAACGGGCGGACAAAUGGCAGCGAGUUUAAUCUAAACGACGUGGUGAACUUUACUUGCAACACAGGCUACGUCCUGCACGGCACGUCACGGGCCCAGUGCCGCAUGAACGGCCAGUGGAGCAACCCUCUGCCUGUUUGCAAGGUGGUAAACUGCUCUGAUCCUGGCUUCGUGGAGAACGCUGUUCGUCAUUCUCCUCAGCGCUAUCCCGAGAGUUUCAGCUACACACACAGCGUGAUGUAUCACUGCAAGAGGGGCUUCUAUCUGCUCGGCUCGUCUGUGCUCACCUGUCAGUCAAACGGCUUGUGGGACAGAUCGCUUCCUAAGUGCCUUUCCAUAUCCUGCGGUGAUCCGGGCACGCCGCCCUUUGCUGUCCUGUCGGGCAGGAAUUUCACGAACGGGGCACUGGUGCACUACUCCUGCAGCCAGGGCCGGAUGCUGGUGGGCAAUGCCACACGCCAAUGCCAGGAGGAUGGCCGCUGGAAUGGCUCUCCGCCCUACUGCUCUGGUGGUAGUCCUGGCUUUUGCGGAGACCCCGGAAUCCCCCCUCAUGGCUCUCGUCUGGGUGAAGAGUUCCAGGCGAGGAGUCUCCUGCGCUUCACCUGCGAGGCAGGAUACAUGCUGAUCGGCUCGUCGGAGCGCACCUGCCUGCAGAAUGGCUCGUGGAGCGGCACCCAGCCCGUGUGUGAGGCUGUGUCCUGUGGAAAUCCUGGAACUCCAGCAUUCGCCAGAAUCGUCUUCAGUGACGGCAUGCUCUUCUCCAGCUCAGUAACAUAUGCCUGCUGGGAGGGCUACAAAACGUCUGGCCUCACCACCCGCCACUGCACCACCAACGGCACCUGGACCGGCUCGGCCCCGGACUGUACAGUUAUCAGCUGUGGAGAUCCCGGCCCUAUUGCCAACGGAAUUUAUAUGGGGAAUGAGUUCACCUUCAAUAAGACUGUUCGCUAUCGUUGUAACCCUGGCUAUGUUAUGGACCCUCCGGGGCUGGACACUCUCCGCUGCUCUAAAGACGGCUCUUGGAACCAGACCAAACCGAGCUGCAGAGUCAUCAUGUGCGGCCAGCCCCCCGCCAUUCGCUAUGGAAAAGUGGAGGGUUCUGAUCUACAGUGGGGCUCCAGUGUGGCCUACAGCUGCUUCGAUGGCUAUCAGCUCUCCUCUCCAGGAAUAGCCACAUGCGAGGGGAAUGGGACGUGGCGUGGCGACAUCCCUCAGUGUCUGCCUGUGUUAUGUGGGGACCCCGGCACCCCUGCAGAGGGCUACAGAGAGGGGAUCCAGUUUACAUACAAGUCGGAGGUGGCGUUCUACUGCCGCUCACCUUUCCUGCUGGUGGGCUCCCCCAGGCGAGUUUGUCAGGAGGACGGCUCCUGGACCGGAAUCCAGCCCUCCUGCAUCGAUCCAGCAUAUAAUGCGUGUAAAGAUCCCGGAACCCCUGCGUAUGGAAUCCCACUGCAGGCUCAGGGAUUUGAGGUGGGGAGCAAAGUUUUCUUCAGAUGCCGAAAAAAUUAUCACAUUCUAGGGUCAACUACAAGGACGUGCCUGGAAAAUCUGACCUGGAGUGGCAUGCAGCCUGAGUGUGUUGCACACGCCUGCCGGCAGCCCGAGACACCAUCUCAUGUGGAUGUGAGGGCCAUUGACCUGCCGACGCUGGGCUACACCCUCAUGUACACGUGCCAGGAUGGCUUCUUUCUGGCCGGUGGAUCCGAGCACCGGACGUGCAGGCCAGAUGGCAGGUGGUCAGGCAAACCUCCCGUCUGCAAAGUUGGACCCAAAAUAAACAGCAAGUCAAAGGGAGACUCAGACGUACAGAAAAACAAGAUUCGGGUUCCCGCGGACGUUUUCUCUUUAAACUCCGGCUGGGCGGGCUUCUAUGAGUACCUUGGCAAGAGGCAGGCUGCCACAAUAACCGUCAAUGCAUUCAAUGCCACAACAAGCCGAGUCAAUGUCACUCUACUGGAGCAAAGCGGAGUGCAGAUCAAGCUCUCAGGAACGUACAAGAAAGAGGAAAAUCAUCUGUUACUGAAGGUCUACCAGAUAAGAGGCCCAACAGAGCAGUAUUUCAGUAAAUUCAAAAAUGACAACUGGGCAAUGGAUGGAUAUGUGACAGCAGAGUCUGAGAAGAAAAUGUUUGUUUACCAAGGUCAUAUCCACAGUAAAGAUUUUGGGAAGUUUCAGCUGACAAGACAAGGUCUUAUCACAACAGAUUUGGAUUCUUCCAAUCCUUACUAUGGCACAAACAGCAGCUCAGUGGCGGCUGCUAUACUGGUGCCGUUCUUUGCUCUCAUUCUGUCAGGAUUUGCUUUUUACCUCUACAAACACAGGGUACUAUCACAAGAGACAGAUGACAAUGAGAGACCCAAAGACGUAAUCAGGGCCGGCUCCAGAACAAGACCAAAAGUACAGUACAAUGGCUACGCAGGGCAUGAGAACACAAAUGGUCAAGCGUCGUUCGAAAACCCGAUGUACGACACCAAUAUGAAGCCGACGGAGGCCAAAGCCGUGAGGUUCGAUACUACGCUCAACACGGUGUGCACAGUAGUAUAGCCUUCGUUAGCAGCUCCGGACUGCACCAGCGUGCUCUAUUUCUUUUUCACUGAGCGCAUUUUGGGAAGUGGGCGUGAACUUUACUCCUCCGCAAGCUCACUCUGAUCAUUUCCGAACACGGACGGCUAUUUCUGUUUUUUUAAAACAACCACAAAAGACAAAAAAGGGUCAAAGAUACAAAACUGAACCUUUUUUUAUCUGAAACUAAGCUCGCGUGCUGUCUGUGGUCAUAACAAGUGACCGGAGCAAGGAACAACACCACUAACAGCACACAUAGGAUGAAAAGGAUUUUUUUUCUAUCCUCUCUUUUUUCAUGUCGUUCUUCCCCUCCCUUCCAA